Acipenser ruthenus (sterlet) is the source of this 613-nucleotide messenger RNA. RefSeq names its product ragulator complex protein LAMTOR5-like. The transcript is spliced from 4 exons. Gene Ontology annotation, cellular component: Ragulator complex; cytoplasm; lysosome. Gene Ontology annotation, biological process: positive regulation of TORC1 signaling; cellular response to amino acid stimulus. Gene Ontology annotation, molecular function: guanyl-nucleotide exchange factor activity. Bases 116 to 391 code for a protein of 91 amino acids. The record is from RefSeq and is a predicted model, not a curated record. Lineage: Eukaryota; Metazoa; Chordata; Actinopteri; Acipenseriformes; Acipenseridae.
GUCACGUGUAGUCGUGUCAGCUGACUAGUAACAAAAAAAAAUAAGGAACCAGAGUGCUUGAAAGAAACAGAGAAAAUAACGCCCAUUUAUUUGAUAUAAAAACAACACACUGACAAUGGAGUCAACUUUAGAACAACAUCUGGACGACACGAUGAAGAAUCCUGCCGUGGUCGGAGUUCUUUGCACGGACGCACAGGGACACAACUUGGGCUGCCGCGGGUCCCUCUCUGAUGAGCAUGGAGGUGUGGUGUCUGUGCUGGCCAAGCAGGCUGCCAAACUCACCAGAGACCCCACAGACUGUCCCACAGUGUGCCUGGAGUCCGAUGCAGGGAAUAUCUUGAUCCGGACACACGACAGUAUCACAGUAGCCGUGCACAAGAUGUCUUCCUGAGAGUCCUCCCGUGUCUCGAAGCAGAAAAGCACUUGGGUUUCUUGGCCGCAUUGGAUUCCCUCCCUGCUGCAGGUUUUGCUGUGCAGGUUGUCCGUGAGCUUCCCGUUUAGAAGCUGUAGUAUACUGUACUUGUUAAUAGUGCUGUAAAACAAGGUAUGAAGUGCAGUCAUGCAAACCCGGAGGAAUGUUGUAUGAUAAAAUAAAAUCUCACGCUCUCUGUGA